AUGAAACCAGACUGUUUGCAAUUUUUAAAUGGUAUUGAUUUUGGAAAUAAGAAGUUGUGGUUUGUUGAUAAUGAAAUUGCUAAAUACUUUGAAUUUCAAUUUGACUUUGAAAAUGAGGUUCCAGAUGGUCAUGAUGAUGAUAUUGUAAUCGGAGGAAGUUAUGAAUUUUUUGACAAAUAUCAAGUUUGUAUCUAUGUAAGAAAAUCAGAAGUUUCAAAUAAUUAUGAUUUUCCAGUAUAUUUACUUUACAACGAAUCAGUCAAUGAUGAUUUUAUGAAAACAAAGAGUUUAACAUUUUCAGAAUUCAUUCCAAAAUUGAAAUUAUCUGAAUCCGUUGUCAUUGAGCAUAACUGUUCAUAUGAUUUAUGA
This is a messenger RNA of Naegleria gruberi, 369 nucleotides long. RefSeq lists its product as uncharacterized. Bases 1 to 369 code for a protein of 122 amino acids. Lineage: Eukaryota; Heterolobosea; Eutetramitea; Acrasida; Naegleriidae. The transcript has a single exon. The record is from RefSeq and is a predicted model, not a curated record.